This is a messenger RNA of Stylophora pistillata, 1840 nucleotides long. RefSeq lists its product as uncharacterized. The record is from RefSeq and is a predicted model, not a curated record. Gene Ontology annotation, molecular function: protein binding. NCBI's taxonomy places the organism in Eukaryota, Metazoa, Cnidaria, Anthozoa, Scleractinia, Pocilloporidae.
UUUCUACCGUGGAAGAUUACGACAAAGCUCUCGCUCCAGUGACCCAGAGCAAUUUUGGUGUUUCCAUGAAUGACUUUUAGCUGAAGUUUCCUAUACUUCUUGCGUCGAGUAGAUCAUUGCUGACUUCAGAUUACUACAAGUUUAUCAUUAGCUAAAGGAUAAGUUCGAUGACACAGUGAAAUUAUGAGUGCUUACUUCGGAUAACCGUCGAAGCUUCCAAGAUGACCAUCCCGAUUAUGGCAGACGAAUCGUCCCGAGAUGACGGAGAAACUUAUACCUCCGUACCGGUUGUGGUCCUAACUGUGCAUGAAGCACACGAAGAAACCCAUGAGCAGCGAUCGCAUUUUAGCUAUGAAGCUGAAGAUGCUUUGCCGCUUCCUUCAUCUAAGUACAGAUACAGUAAAUGGCAUGAACUGGAAGACAUGGAUGUAAAAGGAAACAUGCUCAGGUCUCCGAGGGUUAGAAGAACACCUCGAGAAUUUAAAGUGGAGAAUAUUCGCAAAGUGGAUGAGCAAGAAAGGGCAGAAUUGGGAGACUCCGAUGAUGAAGAAGUCAGAGUUGCCCUACCCCUUAAAAAGAAUAAACAGAAAAAAGUUCGGAAUUACAAGAACAAGAUGGAAAACUGGGAAAAUGCGGAGUCAGUAAAUUUAUCAUAUCAAGAUUUAGGACAUCCAUAUCAGAAGAAAGAGUUUCUACGGGUGCUUAGAAGACUUUUAAGAUGCGAAAAUUUGCAGCUCAUGGAAAAUUCAAUACAAGAUUUGAGCAGUGUUUUCCUUCCAAGGUGUUCACAUCUUUUCCUGCAGAGAAAUUUCAUAACUGAUUUAAGGAAACUUCCCAGGGCUCCUAUGCUUCUACACUUAUCGCUGCAACAAAAUAAUGUGGAAAGUUUAAGAGGUCUAGAAUUGCUGAGAAAAACCACAGUUCAGUCUUUAGUUCUUAAAGGGAAUCCUGUGGAGUUAGACCCAAACUACAGACAGCAGGUUUUUAGAAUUUUACCCAAUUUGCAGCUUCUGGAUGGAAUCCCAAGGUUAGAGAGUGAUGAUGCAGAUGUAGCAGUGGAUUCAAAGACAUGUAUUGUGUCAUAGCUAAAAAACACUCUGUGUGUUCUACACUCAUGUUGUGGACUUCAUGCCUGGACUAAGAAAGGAUCUCCUGGACCAUGUAUGGGACUGCGCUAAAGGUCCCUCUGAUCCAAGACUCACGCAGACGGAAAGUGAUGAACGUUCUUCAUUCUGAUAAUUUGGACCAGAAGACCUUCUUCACUUACAGAGGGAACAGCUUUCUAUCCUACAACAAAUUACUAAAAUUAUGGUUGAGCCAAGAAUUGUCCAAAUAAGACAUUUUUAUGUCACUCUACACCAUAACUUUUAAGUCUACAGAUUGCAGAAUAUUCUACAUUCUAAUAAUUUGGACCAGAAGUUAUACAUGUAGUUUACUUGCUGAGGGUAUAUCUUUGCAUCCUACUGUGGAUGAAUCAAAUUAUGGUGUAAACAAGAAUUGACCAAAUAAGAACACAUCUAUAUGUCUGCACUAAAUUUUAGCAGUUUUCCUGUAUAGUACAAUUAUUCUGUAACUCAUUGAGGGUAUUUUAGAUGCAAACAAAUACGAAUGUAGUAAAAAAAUUCUUAUUGACAGUUUAUGGAACGGUUUCUCAGUCGUUUUUGAAUAGGUGAUGUGUUAAUUGAUUUAGUGAAUCAAAUUUUUACAAAUAUGCAUAACAUUUGUGAAUGUAUGUAAAUAUAUUUUUAUGUACCAUAUUAUAAGCUAACAAAGAAAAUUUUGUAAAGUAUUUAUUUUUACUUUCCUCUAGAAAUGGUGAAUAAAAUCUAGAUGAUACGAA